AUAAGAAGGUUUUCUUAUUUUAGAUGGCACGCUGCAAAUUUGAAAUAAAAAAUUGGCUAGGUUCUACAAGGAUAAACUAGUACUCCCUCCAUCAUAAUUUAUAAUGCUUGUUUACUAUUCACAUGAUCAAAUUUCAUUCACUUUCUUUUUCUAUUUUCGUUAACAAUUUGAUAAAAUAAAGUAGUAUUCUCACUACUAGUUUUGUAGAUCUUUUGAUGUAGCAUUUUAAUAUGUAAUUUUUAUUUUUUAACUCUAUACCAUUUGUCAUAUAUCCUCUGGUUUUCGGGUGGGAACGUUCACCACUAUAGCUAAGCAGCCUUUCCCCCCAUAAAAAACUCUUCAAUGAUCUCUUCUAAGAGGACAGCUCAAAAUGCUGUGGUCCUAUUCGGAAAAUUGAAGCUCCUCGAAAUGGCACAACAUGCCUACUCACUUCAUUGACCACAUAUCCUUCCACAGAUUGAUAGUAAAAUUGAACUUCUGAUUUCCCUUGCUCUUUUGAACGGGCGCCUUCUUUCUGUAAUUCCUGUUGUUCAUUGGGACAUACAAUUAGAGACUGCUAUUAUGCUACUAAUCACAAUUUAAGGGGUAUUAACAAGCAGUUUAUUGAAUAACCAGUCAAGGGGUACAUGCCAAACUAAGUCCAGAACUUGGCAGGAUAUUUCCACUAUGGGGGGGUCAGAGGUAUUCUAAAGUUUCAAAAAAUUCACACACAGUGGGAAAGUCUAGAGUGAAUGAUGGCUAGAUAUUAUAAAUCUAAGAAGUGCUAGGCUACACAUACACUACUUCCAUACAAUAGGGUUAAGGAUGAUGAUGGUUGGACAUUGGGUCACGACAGACCCAAGAGGGGCCAGGAGACACAUCCAAAUACCACUUAUGUUUGGAAACCUGUUCAAAAGAGCUUAAAUCAUGCCUAUAGCAUUACAACUCGUUCAGGAAAAAGUAGGAACAAUGCCAUCAGUGACAUGCAAGAAAAGGACAAAGACAUUAAUUCAUCUUUUCUUUUUACCCCUUUGGGCAAAUAUCCUGUUCAGAUCCUAGAAGAUUAUAAUAACCACAACAGCAGUACUAUUAAAACGUGGGGUGUCCAUCCAUCCUCAAAGUCACAGAUCAUUUCCCUAUUUUCUCCACAGCUAAGAAGUUUGUGUAACACCCUCCGUCCCGCAAACUCGGUUCGCUGCUGCCCAACGGGCCGGAGGGGUUACAGAGAUGGUAUUUAGGAUCAUCCAAAUGAAACUUAUUGAAUUUAACAUUUUAAAACUUAAACCCUUGAAAUGUUUAUUCAAAUAAAAACCGUUGGGACAAUUAAUUCCCUUAGAUGACCGGAGUAAAUGAAACGUUACGUUGCGGAAGCAUUAGAAAAACCAAACGUUCAGUCCAAACAAAUUAAGUAUGAAAAAGGUGGGUUCAAGCCCAAAAGUGUUUAUAAUAUUAAGUAAGAAAUAAACAAGGUCCACGCCAUCGCCUAUCUGCCGCCCCGAUAUCCCAAUCAUCUGGGUCAGGCUCCAUUAUCAUCACGCCUACCUGCGUAUAGCAAAAACAACGCUAUACGCUCAGCAUAAGUUGAGAGGUAAUCUAGCAGUAGAACACAUAACAAUAUUUCAUAUGGAUAUAGUUAGAGAUACAAUUUGAGUCGGAUAUAUUUCGGUUUCGGAUCAAAUAUAUUUUGGAUAUAUAUUAUUUUCUAAUUAAAAUUUUUGGAUCAAAUAUAUUUUGGAUAUAUAUUAUUUUCUAAUUAAAAUUUAACUAUCAGUGUUUCUUUUUAUGUUUUAUCACAUUUAUCAAUCUAUCAUCAAUUCAAUACCUCAUAUUAUUUUAUAUUUUUUUCUAGUUAUAUUAUCUCUACCCUAAAUAAUCUUCCCUUUUUGACUUUUUAGUCAUAUUUUACAAAUUUGGACUACAAAUUAUGAAAACAUAUAUUUUAAUUAUGAUAUAAAUUUAAUAUAAUUAAAUUGAUUUUAAAAUUUAAUUUUGAAAUAUAAAAUUUUUCUCACAUAUACUAAUAUACUUAUGUAUAUAAAUGAAAGGAUAAAAGAUAAAUUCAAAUAGUCUUAUGUUCCAUUUGAAUACAAUUUGGUAAAAAUUGAGUAAAAUUGGGUGAAAUUAAGUGAAUUUUAUUCAAUUGAGUGCAAAAUUUGUAAAUUAUUGAGUAUAUUUGGUUGAAAAUAGAGAAAAUUAAAUUUAAUAGAGUCAAAUAUAAUUAAUUUUACACCUAAAUGUAAUGGUGUUGAUCAAAUUUGAAAAUGAUAACAGUAAAGGCUGUCGCUAGAGAGUCUUUUCAAAAUGUUAACACUAGCAUCUAAUUUUAUUGACUAAUAUUGAGUGAAUUGGUUUGAAACUAAUCAAAUUAACUCUCAAAUCAAUAAAAUUUAUUGUAAUGAGAUGAAAUUAGGAUAAAAUCUAGUUAUUCCAUACAAUUCAUCAUAUAUUUCUUUCGUCCCAAAAAGAAUAUCACACUUCCGCCAACAGGAAAUUCAACGAGUGCAGAUAGUCGAUUAUCAAAGUUGAUAAUCGAUUAUCACGACAUCCGGGUUCUUGUUUUGGUCUGUUUAUUCAUAUUCAAACUUUUGAAAACAAUGAUGAACACUUAAUAUUCACCAAGAUAUCAAUGUACGUAGUACCUACUGAUUCCAACGAAUUAAAAGGUGAUUUCUUGUUUUAGCAACUUCAUACAAAAGUCUUUAUAACAAGAAACUACGAGUGUACAAAUUCAACAUAGAAUUAGCCGGGUAAUUAUAUAAAUAUAACGAUAUGAAAUCUACUACGGAUUCUAAAGCUAGAGGGCAACGUACUCACCUCUAGAACAAAGGGGGUGACAGACGAAAAAACAGAAUGAACGACCUUACGUGUGAACCUUCUUCUUUUCUUCCUUCUUCUACCUCACCUUGCCGGCACUCCUUCCUUGCUUUGCUGCCUUGGCUAAACCACAAAGGGAAGAUGGAGAGGUGUGGGUGUUAAUGGUGUGGGGGUUACAAAAUGGUGAAGAAAUGGAGUGGAGAGGUAUGUAUAUAAUAAAGGGGAGUGGUGGUG
This is a messenger RNA of Cuscuta campestris, 3027 nucleotides long. The record is from the annotation of a GenBank genome assembly. NCBI's taxonomy places the organism in Eukaryota, Viridiplantae, Streptophyta, Magnoliopsida, Solanales, Convolvulaceae.